Molecule: messenger RNA, 1502 nt
Organism: Amoebophrya sp. A120
Lineage: Eukaryota; Dinophyceae; Syndiniales; Amoebophryaceae
Source: the annotation of a GenBank genome assembly
GCAAAGCGCAUCGAGGCGCGAAGGCCUGUGGCAUCGCUUGGAAAGGAUGGUUGGAAGCCGGACAACCUGAGGCCGUCGGGCUUUUGUGUUCCCUUGUCCACGCCCCCCAAUGUUGUCGCUGCGCGGCUAGUUGUCUUCCUUCAGGUAGAUUCAUUGUCUCUUCGGCAGUUGUUGCUCCCGACGUGGUCGCUUCGGGAGUUCGACGCGGGCCGCGACGGUGGCAACCGAAGGGCCGGGCUUCUCUUGUCACUCGCCUUACAUCAAAAAAAGCAACGCGCCCCCCUGAAGGCUGGGCGAUUUUUCGUACUCACCCGGGCGAGUAGCAUAGCGUAGCCUCCUCGUGUAGUGUGGCUGGCCUUUGUUUGCGGCGCCUCCCACCUCCGCGGCCCGCCCCGAACUGCCUACGGCCGGCGGACGGGGUGCCCUCUGCCCGGCGCUUUCCUUUCACUAACCGGCGCAAGGCGCUCGGCCGGUGAGGUCGUGGAUAGAUGCUCGCCAAGGAUGGUGCGCGAGCGGUACAACACCACGAGCGGGCGAUGAGUAGUGGGAGUCUGCUUGCGGCUAUUGGCCCCAAAGCGUGCAUUGCGUGGGAUGACGACGAGACCUUGGCCAGGUUCUGUGGUGAGGCAUGGCAACUGCUGACUUUUUUUGCAAAAUGAUCCUUGCCACAGGUGUCCAGCGGCACCGUGAAAGUCUGAAGCCUUGAAAUUUUGAAUUUGGUUUGAAUUCGAUUUGAAAAAGAAUUAAUUUUCGGCGACUUUGGAUUUAAAAAAGAAAAAAGACGACGUCGAUCGCCUGAACCACGACUCUGAUGUUGAUGAAGCAGCAGAAUACAGAAAGGAACCACACGAAUUCGCUUUUCGAACUCUCUUGGAUUUCUUCCACCAACAAAUGGUGGAACUAGUAGUGUGCUUAUUUUUUUAAUGAUAGAAGAUGAACAAGAACAAAGAGAAGAUACUAGUGUAUUUAGAUUUACAUUUUCUCCUAUGAUGUAGAAGACUAUGCGUAUGUGCUGUUGGAGGUGCAGAAUAUUUUUUUAUUCUAGUUUUAUCCUUAGCCUCAAUCGUUUCACUAGUCGGCGUCUUUCGAAAAGGCAAAGCUCCUUUUUUUGACGAAGCGCUUUACUUUUUUGUUCCCAAGUGUCGCCGAUAUUUUUUUAUUUUUUUUGAAGCUGGUGCAUGCGGUGUUUUUUUUAAAAAAAUUGCAGAAACAACAGAGCAGGCCGGAAAAGGAAACCGAAGAAGGACCUCUAUUAACCAAACAAGAUCGAUGAAGUGUCGGCUAAAAUAAAUGGCAUCAAAACUACGGUAUGUAGAUGACAAGUUGGAGGCUCUGGUACGCACAGACUAAGAACGCUGCAGUGCUCCAGAUGUGGUGGUGGAGUGUGGAAGUAUGUAGCGUCACAGACCUUAGCCACGAUGCAAGAUUCUUGAAGCAAUAAAUAUAGUACGUACUAGGUGAAGUGAGUUCGCCGAACGGCAGUUGUUCUAGCCCAUGCUUAU